AUGAUACUUGGCUAUUGGAACAUUCGUGGUUUGGUUGAACCGAGUCGUAUGAUAUUGCAUUAUACAAAAACUCCAUUUACAAAUCAAACCUAUGCACUUCAAGAUGGUCCACAUUAUGCCGGUGAAUGGUUAAAACGAAUAAAUCCAUUUCCAAAUUUGCCGUAUUUAAUUGAUGGUGAUAUAAAAUUAACACAAAGUAAUGUAAUUCUACGCUAUUUAGGGCGAAAAUUUAAUAUGAUGGGUAAAACGGAAAAAGAGGUAGCAAUGUGUGAAUUAUUGAUUGAUCAGUUAUUUAAUUUACGUACAGAAUUUAGUAAAGCUGCAUACGGUCCAGUUGAAGGUUUUGAAGAUGCCAAACAAAUAUUUAUCAAUGGACCAUUAACGAAUUAUUUAAAAAUGUUAGAAAAAUUUUUAGGUAAAUAU
Molecule: messenger RNA, 423 nt
Organism: Didymodactylos carnosus
Lineage: Eukaryota; Metazoa; Rotifera; Eurotatoria; Philodinida; Philodinidae
Source: the annotation of a GenBank genome assembly